Messenger RNA from Acanthisitta chloris (rifleman), 1419 nucleotides. It is a transcript of the gene ANGPTL3, whose product is annotated as angiopoietin-like 3. The record is from RefSeq and is a predicted model, not a curated record. Gene Ontology annotation, biological process: triglyceride homeostasis; phospholipid catabolic process; phospholipid homeostasis. Lineage: Eukaryota; Metazoa; Chordata; Aves; Passeriformes; Acanthisittidae. The coding region runs from base 1 to 1419 and encodes 472 amino acids. The transcript has 7 exons.
AUGAAAAUCAUUUUAGCCUUUCUGUUCAUUGCUCCCUUUGCUCUUGCAGCUAGAGUGGAGAAGGAUUAUUUCUCCGCUGAUUCUGCUGCAUCUCACGAGAUGAAAUCAAGAUUUGCCAUGCUGGAUGACGUACGAAUCUUGGCCAAUGGACUCCUCCAGCUUGGGCAUGGUCUGAAAGACUUUGUCCACAAGACCAAGGGGCAGAUGAAUGACAUCUUUCAAAAACUGUAUAUUUUUGAUAGGUCCUUUUACGAGCUCUCCCUGCAAACUAGUGAAAUCAAAGAAGAAGAGGAACAGCUCAGGCAAACCACGGCCAGACUGCAAAUCAACAAUGAGGAGAUAAAGAAUCUCUCACAGGAGAUGAAUCUGAAGAUUGAAGAUCUCAUACAGAACAAAAUCCAGCUGCAAGAGAAAGUGUGGGGCCUGGAGGACAAAGUCACCAAACUGGCCAUUAUCCAACCUUCCACGCAAGAGACAAAAGAGAUUUCUUCACUCAGAGCUUUUGUGGAGCAGCAGGACAAUGACAUCAAGCAUCUUCUCAAAACUGUGGAGGACCAGCACAUGCAACUGGACAGGCAGCACAACCAAAUAUUGGAGCUGGAGGACAAGCUAAACCACAUAGAGCUCCAGGAACUCACAGAGAACUCCUUCACACGGGAGCAAACAGAACCAGAGAGCAUCCCCUUUCCUGUGCCAAACACCACAGCUGGAACACACAAAUCUGAUGGUGCUGCUCCUGACUGCACUGCUCUCUACCACAGAGGUGAGCAGCUCAGUGGUGUUUACACUAUCAAGCCCAAGGGCUCAGAAGCUUUCAGCGUCUACUGUGAGAUGAAAUUUGGCACUGCCUGGACUGUAAUCCAGAACAGAGUGGAUGGAUCACUGGAUUUCAACCAAACCUGGGAUGCCUACACAAAUGGCUUUGGUGACCUCAAUGAGGAAUUCUGGCUGGGUCUGAACAAGACCUAUUCCAUCACUCGACAAGGGAACUACAUCUUACGGAUCGAGCUGCAGGACUGGAAGGAAAACAAGAGGCACAUUGAGUACCUGUUCAGCCUGGGGGGCUCCAACACCAACUACACCCUUCAGCUGUCCCGGAUCUCCGGGAGCAUCCCCAACGCCCUCCCAGAGCAGACACAACUGCGGUUCUCAACUCCAGACCGGAAUGUGGACACAAUCAGUGACUUCAACUGCCCAGAAAACUACCUAGGAGGCUGGUGGCACAGUGAAUGUGAGGAAACCAACCUGAAUGGGAAAUAUGUCACGCCAAGGUCCAGAGGAAGACUAGACAGAAGAAAAGGUUUAUAUUGGAAGCCUAAGAAAGGAAGAUACUACUUGCUCAAGUCAACCAAGAUAAUGAUACACCCAACAGAUUUGAAAAGCUCUGACUUUUUAAAAGCCCAACCUGAUGCAUUUUAA